Molecule: messenger RNA, 3234 nt
Organism: Acomys russatus (golden spiny mouse)
Lineage: Eukaryota; Metazoa; Chordata; Mammalia; Rodentia; Muridae
Gene: Gpr155
Product: G protein-coupled receptor 155
Exons: 16
Coding region: 410-3022 (870 amino acids)
Biological process (GO): intracellular signal transduction; transmembrane transport
Cellular component (GO): membrane
Source: RefSeq, a predicted model, not a curated record
AACUUCACCUGAUGAGAUGGUUCCUGAGCCCUGUGGUUGCAUUUGGUAGAUGGGUAAGUGCUAAUCAUGUGGGCAGUGCAAAUGGCACAGGACAUAGUAGAGUGAACUCCAUGUGCAAAGCCGCCUAUGGCACUAAGGGACCGUUGGCCAGUGUGAGCUGACAUAAAAGGAGCUAAGAGGAAGCUGGUAGAAUGACGUUUUUCAUCACUUUUUUCUCCCACAGACUCCCUCAUACUCUACCAAAGUGACGCUCAGUUUGGUUACGUGAUUCCUGUGUGCCGGCUGUGAUGAUACCGUAAGGACUCUGUUUGAAGUACAUACUGACAUUGCCACUUCACGGAUGAGAAAGUGAAGCAUAAGUUUGGGGUUCAGCGUUGAGACCAGUUUGGAGGUGGAAUUGAGAAGGAAAAUGGAUUCUUAUAUCUCAACAGAGAACUCAACUCUUGCUGUUAAUAUGAAUGAGACUUUGUCUGCAACGUUGACUCAUGGAUUUAAUUCCACCAAUGAGCCACCUUCAAUGUCAAUAACGAGGCUUUUCCCAGCCUUGCUAGAAUGCUUUGGCAUAGUCCUCUGUGGCUACAUAGCAGGGAGGGCCAACAUCAUAACAUCAACCCAGGCCAAAGGACUGGGAAAUUUCGUCUCCAGAUUUGCCCUUCCAGCUUUAUUAUUCAAAAACAUGGUCGUGCUUAACUUUUCCAAUGUGGAUUGGGCUUUUCUAUAUAGUAUCUUAAUUGGCAAAGCCUCUGUAUUUUUCACUGUAUGUGUGUUAACCUUAUUGGUUGCCAGUCCCGAGAGUCGAUUUAGCAAAGCUGGACUCUUCCCUAUUUUUGCUACACAAAGUAAUGACUUUGCACUGGGAUACCCUAUAGUUGAAGCUCUGUAUCAAACUACGUACCCAGAAUAUCUCCAGUACAUUUACUUGGUGGCACCAAUAUCUCUUAUGAUGUUAAACCCUAUAGGGUUUAUCUUCUGUGAAAUCCAGAAGUCGAAAGACUCUCAAAGUGCUUCUCAAAAUAAAGUGAAGAUUGUGGGACUUGGGUUUCUACGUGUGCUACAGAACCCCAUCGUAUUUAUGGUCUUUGUUGGCAUUGCCUUCAAUUUUAUUCUUGAUAAAAAGAUCCCUGUAUAUAUGGAAAAUUUUCUUGAUGGACUUGCAAAUUCCUUCUCUGGAUCAGCCCUGUUUUACCUUGGUCUGACAAUGGUAGGAAAAAUAAAGCGACUGAAGAAGUCGGCAUUUGUUGUACUUACUCUUCUCAUCACAGCGAAACUCCUGGUGCUGCCCCUUCUGUGCAGAGAGAUGGUGGAGCUCCUGGACGAGGGCGGCAGCGUGGGGAACCGCACCAGCCUGGCAAAUUACGCGUUUCUCUACGGCGUCUUCCCUGUAGCCCCGGGAGUGGCCAUCUUUGCCACACAGUUCAACAUGGAAGUAGAGAUUAUAACCUCAGGGAUGGUCAUAAGUACAUUUGUGUCUGCUCCAAUCAUGUAUGUCUCUGCCUGGUUACUGACCUUCCCCACCAUGGACGCUAAGCCAUUGGCAUAUGCCAUUCAGAACGUUAGCUUUGAUAUAAGUAUCAUCAGUCUGGUGUCCUUGGUCUGGUCUCUGGCUAUUCUCCUCUUCAGUAAGAAGUUCAAGCAGCUUCCGCACAUGCUCACAACUAAUCUACUCAUCGCUCAGUCUAUUGUUUGUGCUGGAAUGAUGAUAUGGAAUUUCGUUAAAGAAAAAAAUUUUGUUGGACAAAUUUUGGUGUUUGUCCUGUUGUACGGCUCUCUGUACAGCACCUAUCUAUGGACAGGCCUUCUAGCAGUUUCUUUGUUUCUUUUAAAAAAGCGUGAGAGUAUACAGAUCCCCGUGGGAAUCAUCAUCAUAUCUGGCUGGGGCAUACCCACGCUCCUUGUUGGUGUGUUGCUGGUAACUGGAAAACACAGUGGAGACAGCAUCGACUCAGCCUUCUUUUAUGGAAAAGAGCAGAUGAUCACUACAGCAGUCACCCUGUUCUGCAGCAUUCUGAUAGCUGGUGUGUCACUCAUGUGCAUGAACCGUACCACCCAAGCUGGCCACUAUGAAGGUUUCGGCCAAUCUCAGAACCACAAACCAGUAGAGCCUGGAAGCACUAUGUUUGAGGAGAGCCCGGCACCGACAAAUGAACCAGAACUCUUCCCGAGUUCCAUUCCAGAAACAAGUUGCUGCUCUUGCUCCUUGGGAAAUGGUGGAGUACACUGUUCAUCAGUAGAGCCAGCGACAAACACAAGUGCCAGUGAGCCGAUGUCUUCUUCCUUUGAGAAAACCGACCACUGUGUGAGUCGCUGCGAGUCCCAGAGCUGCGUCCUGGCCCAGGAAGAAGAGCAGCAUCUGCAGAGUGGAGACCCGCAGCUGACGCGGCACGUCCUGCUGUGUUUGCUCCUCAUCAUUGGCUUGUUUGCUAAUCUCUCUAGUUGUUUGUGGUGGCUGUUCAACCACGAGACUGGACGACUCUACGUUGAGUUGCAGUUCUUCUGUGCUGUGUUUAACUUUGGCCAGGGAUUUAUUUCCUUUGGAAUCUUUGGGUUGGACAAACAUUUAAUCAUCCUACCGUUCAAAAGAAGGCUUGGAUUUCUGUGGAACAAUAAAGAAACAGCAGAAAACAGAGAAUCGCCUGUUUCUGAGGAAAUAAAAAUGACCUGUCAACAAUUUGUGCACUAUCACCGUGACCUGUGCAUCCGAAACAUCGUCAGAGAAAGAAGGUGUGGCACGAAGACUUCCGCCGGGACCUUCUGUGGCUGUGACCUGGUGAACUGGCUGAUUGAAGUCGGCCUCGCUUCUGACCGUGGAGAAGCUGUGAUCUACGGAGACAGACUGGUGCAAGGCGGGGUCAUCCAGCACAUCACCAAUGAAUACUCGUUUCGGGACGAGUACUUGUUUUACAGAUUUCUUCAAAGGAGCCCUGAACAGAGUCCUGCUGCUGUCACUGGAAGCAACCCCCAGCAGGAAAGCUACAAAGAAAUCAGCCACUCCUCUCCAUCCUCACUCUCCCCCAAGACUUAAAUUACGCAGGAGAGAGCCCCACGUGGACUCGCACCCUCUGGCCUCACAUCUGGUACUUCUAGCUGCAGGACCUUGGGCAGGUUACCUUUCUGAGCCUUGGUCAUCUCUUCUGUAAAAUGACAAACGCACUCCUACCCCAUACUGACAUGCUAUAACUUUAUGUGUAUAUAAAGCACACAGGAAACUGACAGGAGAAAACCCGAAGUUAAAAG